Messenger RNA from Letharia lupina, 1092 nucleotides. RefSeq lists its product as uncharacterized. Gene Ontology annotation, biological process: zinc ion import across plasma membrane. Lineage: Eukaryota; Fungi; Ascomycota; Lecanoromycetes; Lecanorales; Parmeliaceae. Gene Ontology annotation, cellular component: plasma membrane. Gene Ontology annotation, molecular function: high-affinity zinc transmembrane transporter activity. The record is from RefSeq and is a predicted model, not a curated record. The transcript has a single exon. The coding region runs from base 1 to 1092 and encodes 363 amino acids.
AUGUCUUCCAACGACUUUGGUACCGCAAACUUCAACUCUUCCAACGUCGACCUCGCAACAGCCGACCCCCGCGAUGUCAUCUGCGCCAUCGCCGCCUCCGCCAACGAAUACAACGGCCAGCUCGGCGCCCGCAUAUCAGCCCUCUUCGUCAUCAUGGCCGUUUCCACAUGCGCCACCUUCUUCCCCGUCAUCGCCAAAAGAGUCCCACGACUCCACGUACCCCUCUACGUCUACCUCUUCGCCCGCUACUUCGGCGCCGGCGUCAUCGUCGCCACGGCCUUUAUCCAUCUCUUGGACCCGGCAUACGGCGAGAUAGGGCCCAAUACCUGUGUGGGUAUGACGGGAGGUUGGGCGCAGUACUCGUGGUGUCCCGCCAUCGUCCUCACCUCUGUCAUGAUGAUCUUUCUACUGGACUUUGGAGCCGAGCGCUACGUGGAGAUCAAAUACAACGUGCGCACGGAGCAGGACAUCCAAGCCGCCGUCACGGGCGUCGAAGAUGGUCCUCAUGGCAUACCCACAACGGACACGUCUCCAGCGAAAAACGAUUACGAAAAAGGUUUCUCCGAGGAAAUCGAAUUCGGCGACACCGAAGCCGGCCGCCUCGCAUUCAAGCAGCAGAUCGCCGCCUUCCUGAUCCUCGAAUUCGGCGUCAUAUUCCACUCCGUGAUCAUCGGGCUGAACCUCGGCGUCGUCGGCUCCGAAUUCAGCACCCUCUACGCCGUCCUCGUCUUCCAUCAAUCCUUCGAAGGUCUCGGCAUCGGUGCGCGCAUGUCCGCCAUCCCCUUCAAACCUGGAGCCUGGCUUCCGUGGAUCCUGUGCUCCGCGUACGGCUUGACGACGCCCAUCGCCAUCGCCAUCGGACUCGGGCUACGCACGACGUACAAUCCGAAUUCCUUCACGGCCAACGUUGUCAGUGGCGUGCUGGAUUCGAUGAGCGCGGGGAUUCUGAUCUACACGGGGCUCGUGGAGUUGUUGGCGAGGGAUUUCCUGUUCAACCCGUUGCGGACGAGAGAUGGCAAGAGGUUGGCAUUUAUGAUGGCGACGACGUUCCUGGGAGCGGGCAUCAUGGCCCUGCUCGGGAAAUGGGCUUGA